Messenger RNA from Tarenaya hassleriana, 1633 nucleotides. Its product is annotated as chloroplast envelope membrane protein-like. Lineage: Eukaryota; Viridiplantae; Streptophyta; Magnoliopsida; Brassicales; Cleomaceae. The transcript is spliced from 7 exons. Gene Ontology annotation, cellular component: membrane. Bases 298 to 1566 code for a protein of 422 amino acids. The record is from RefSeq and is a predicted model, not a curated record.
UGUCUGGUCCAUCUUACGCGUCCGGACAUAUCGCCUCACAAGCCAAGACAGAGCCUGAGCUUUCAAACUGGGGGUUGGGGGUCUCCUCUCUUGGUGAUUUCCUGGGCACGACGCCCCUACUUCUCUGCUUCAUCACUGCUCAUCCUUCAAGUUCGUGACUCGAUUUUACUGAAUUCUGUGCAACUGGAGCUCUAAAGCUGUCUGAUUUCAGACAAGAAUGAUGCAUGUUCAUCUGGGUUUUGCUGAAGAUCCUGUUUUUGGGCUGUAAGACGUGUCCAAUGAUGUUGGGUUUGAUACAUGUCCUUGAUGAGCACUUCAAUUGUCUUAUGCCGCUGCUUAGCAUUCACCGGCCAAAACCCAGUUCUUGAAUCGUCGUUCUCCUUACAUCAUCCUCCUGGUUUUUCCGUUCAAUUACGCUGUAAAAGGAAGGGGCUUUGGAGGUUUGUCCCUAAUGCCAAGAAGAACGAUCAUUCGGGUAGAAAAAGAAGCUGGUGGCAGAGGUUUUUCUUUGAUGAUGAUGGGAAUUGGCUUGGUUUGAGGGACGAUGAAAUUGUGGAUGAGACAUCUGAUCUUGCAGGGGACGAGGAGAUGACAGAUGAGGAGAAAUUCGAGACGUGGAAGAGACGAGCAGAGGCCAUAGUGGAGAUAAGGGAGAAUCAGGAAGAGAUGAUGACUGAUGUGAACAGGAGAUGGGAGGAUUGGAUAGUGGAUUCAGAUGGUAAUUCAGUGGAGUCAUGGAGCCGUGACUCGGAUGUUGAAUCAGAAUCUGAUGAGUUGAUAGGUCCUGACAGUGGCCUGGUUAAGACGGUGAGGGAUAUGGUUUUAGGAGUUGAAGAGGAUGACAUUCUAUAUGAAGACCGAGUUUUUCGCUAUGCUUCUCUGAAUUCGGCGAAAUUCUUGGCGGUCUUGAUCAUAAUACCAUGGGCAUUAGACUUUCUGGUUCAUGAUUAUGUCCUUAUGCCCUUCUUGGACAGAUAUGUGAAGACAGUACCACUUGCUGCUCAGAUGCUUGACGUGAGACGAAGCCAGAAACUCGAAAUGGUCAAGGAAAUAAACAGAGAAAAAGCAAGGUAUCGGCUUGAAGUUGAGAUUGGUAAAUCUCCACCGCUUUCUGACGAGGACUUAUGGUGGGAGAUCCGGGGAAAAGCGUUGGAGCUGAGGGAUGAGUGGAGGGUAGAGAACCGCAAAGCAUUUGCCAAUAUAUGGUCUGAUACGGUGUUUGGGCUCUCGCUGUUCGUUCUUUUAUAUGCCAAUCAGGGGAAAGUAGCUUUGUUAAAGUUUACCGGUUAUAAGAUCCUAAACAACAUUUCAGACACUGGGAAGGCGUUUCUGAUCAUCCUUAUCACCGACAUUUUCUUAGGGUACCAUUCAGAAUCAGGUUGGCAGACAUUGUUAGAGAUAAUGGUGGAACAUUACGGGAUUGAGGUCGACCAGUCUGUUCUUACCAUUUUUAUCUGCUUCGUUCCCGUUGUCAUCGAUGCCUGCGUUAAGCUUUGGCUGUUUAAGUUCCUCCCGAGGUUAUCUCCGAGAGUUUCGAGCAUAUUCAGCGAGAUGAAGCGUCACUAGCAGAGGUCGAUUUACCUCGUUUGAUAUUCGUUUUUUCCGCCAUUGAUGCCUGCUUCGAGCUCUGUAC